Molecule: messenger RNA, 337 nt
Organism: Musca vetustissima
Lineage: Eukaryota; Metazoa; Arthropoda; Insecta; Diptera; Muscidae
Product: histone-lysine N-methyltransferase SETMAR-like
Exons: 1
Source: RefSeq, a predicted model, not a curated record
AUGAAUUCUGCAGACAUUCGCGUCAUUUUCUUAUAUGAGUACAUACUGGGUAAUAGUGCUGCAAAAGCUGCUCGCAACAUAAACGAAGCGUUUGGGGAGAAUGCGGUUAACGAUCGGAAAGUGCAGCGUUGGUUCGAAAAAUUUCGAACUGGCGAUUUAUCACUGCAAAACGAGCCGCGCGGAAGUCCCAAAACAUCUGUGAAGAACGAUGACGUGAAGGCUCUAGUGAAAGCGGAUCCAGCCGUAUCCACGAGGGAACUUGCUGUCAGGAUGAAAGUUGACCAUACAACGAUAUUGAGACACCUUUCUGAGAUUGGCAAGGUUAAAAAGAAGACAA